Molecule: messenger RNA, 1572 nt
Organism: Acaulospora colombiana
Lineage: Eukaryota; Fungi; Glomeromycota; Glomeromycetes; Diversisporales; Acaulosporaceae
Source: the annotation of a GenBank genome assembly
AUGGCAAAUGACGUACCCCACCAAGAUCGCCCUCAGCCUGCUGUCCAUCGAAAAUGCUACAACUGGUGCUUAAAAACUCGAGCAUUCAUGCCUCCGAAACGACGCCUUGAAAACGAGACUUUGCCACAACCCAAGAGAGUAAGGAGCGACGAUGGUGGUGCCUUGGAAAUGUACAACAAGAUAGCGACCUUUGAAAACGCUGACCGCGUUCGUCAAGACCCUCCGGUCCCCCGCCUGCAGGAGGCAAUCCGUCGAGCAAAAAAGGAGCAACCUGCUGUGGGGAGCUCGGUGGUGUACUGGAUGAGGAUGGAGGACAUGCGGAUUGAUGAUAACCGGGCGUUCGCCGCUGCUUCUGCCUUUGCCAAAAAGAAUGCUAUCCCUGUCAUCGUACUGUUUUUGUUCAGUCCCGGGGAUUAUGCGGCCCACGACCGCGGUGCUCGUCGUAUUGACUUUACGCUUCGCAACUUGGACUGGCUCAAGGACAAACUCGACAAGCUCAACAUCCCGCUUUAUGCCGAAAGUCACACUCCAAGGAAGAGCUUGCCUCAAAAGGUAGUAGAACUAGUGCGGUCAUGGGGAUGCAAGUCAUUGUACGCCAACCUUGGAGCUAAUGAAAACGCAGAAUAUGAGCUCGAUGAAGUACGCCGUGAUCUCAAAGUCCUUGAAAUCGCCAAAGACUGGGGUAUUUAUUGUGACUUUUACGAAGAUAAAUUGAUUGUUCCCCCUUACAAAGUCUCUACCAUGCAAGGGAAGCAGUUUUCGGCACACGUAGAUGGAAAUCCAGAAUGUUUGGCAGAAGCACCCGUCAUCCAAGCAAACCCCUCCGACAUCCGAAACGAUGCCAACAUUGGCCCCCUAUUUGAAAUCACAAUUCCUAACUCGAUUCCUGGAUUUGAAUUGGAGGACGCCUCCAAGAUGGAAGAGCUGUGGCCAGCAGGAACUGAAGCUGCACGGGAGAUACUUCAUCGUUUCUUGACGACUAAAUACCGAAAAGGUCAACUGGAUGUAUCGCCACUCAACAGGGGUGCUGCGACCGUGGACAAGAAGGACACGAGACUCGCCCAAUAUGGUGACAACCGAGCCAAAGUCGAUGGAGAUACGAGUUCUAGGAUCUCCCCAUACCUAUCUGCUGGUAUCAUCUCUGCUAGAGAACUCGUCAGAGAGUCGAUGGAGUUUCUCGGGGUCAAGAAGGUGAACGUCGAGAGAGAGAACGGUGCCGGGUACGACACGGGAGGGAUCGUCGCCUUCUUCAUUGGCAAAGGUCUAGUAUUAUUGAGAACGAUAAACAUACAAAAUAAAAGAAAGGAGAAGCGCUUUAUCAGCUGGGGAACGAAAACGGCUCAAAAAAAAUACAAAAAAUUAGAACAUACACUCAGAUCUUGUAUCCACAAUUCUAUCGCCAAGGACCAGCCCACACCCCCUGCAAACCAGGUCUCCAGAGCUGAAUUCUUCUUCAAUGUUUGGCUGAGGGGGGAAGGGCUGGGCAAUGGACAUCCUAGUUGUGGUUGGGUUCAAACUUAUGAUUUCCCUUUGCCCGCUCUUGAGGCUGACUUAUGGGGCACACCAGGCUGA